Suncus etruscus (white-toothed pygmy shrew) is the source of this 1359-nucleotide messenger RNA. Its product is annotated as keratin-associated protein 16-1. Gene Ontology annotation, cellular component: keratin filament. The transcript has a single exon. The record is from RefSeq and is a predicted model, not a curated record. The coding region runs from base 1 to 1359 and encodes 452 amino acids. NCBI's taxonomy places the organism in Eukaryota, Metazoa, Chordata, Mammalia, Eulipotyphla, Soricidae.
AUGUCUGGAAACUGCUGUUCAACAAGAUGCCCCUCAGUACCAGCCAUCUCUCUCUGCUCUACAGAAGUGAGCUGUGGAGGGCCCAUUUGCUUGCCCAGUUCCUGUCCGAGUCAGACGUGGCAGCUGGUGACUUGUGAAGAUAGCUGUGGUUCCUCAAGCUGUGGUGUGCAAUGCUGCCCUACUCCAUGUCCUGUGAGCUGUGAGGCCACACUCUGUGAGCCAGCUUGCUCUGUCAGCAGCUGCGUUCAGCCCGUCUGUUGUGAGGCCAUGCUCUGUGAGCCAGCUUGCUGCCAACCUGUGUGCUGUGAGACCCCUGCCUGCCAGCCGGUCCUCUGUAUGCCUGCAUCUUGCCCGUCCAUCCUCUGCAAACCCAUCUGUGAGCCCAGCUGCUGCCAGCCUGUCAUCUGUGAGCCCAGCUGCUGUUCAUCUGUCUGUGCUAUGCCUAGUCCCUGCCAACCAAUGCUCUGUGAGCCCGCUUGCUGUCAGCCCGUGUGCCCCUCGCCGAGUGUCUGCUCCUCUGUCUGCUCGGUGAACAACAGCUGCCCAGCUGUCUGCUGUGAGUCCAGUCCCUGUGAGCCACCUUGCUCUGAGGCCAGUGUCUGCCCACCAACUCCUUGCAUGGCUCUGGUCUGUGAGCCUGUCUGUCUCCCCUCUGUCUGCUGUGUUCCCAGUCCUUGCGAACCACCUUGUGACUCCAGCUCUUGCCAAGAUCCCUCUUGUUGCAUCUCUAGCAUCUGCCAACCCAUCUGUUCUGAGUCCAGCUCCUGCUCCCCAAGCAUCUGUGUGACUAGUCCUUGCCAAACUACCUGCUACAUAGUCAAGCGCUGUAGGUCUAUGUCUUGUGAGCCUUCUUCUUGCCAACCUUCCUCUUGCCAACCCCUUUCUUGCCGUCCAGGGUCUUCUGCAUCUGCUGUCUGCCAACCAGCUUGUGCAAAGAGCUUCUACAUACCCAGCUCCUGCAAGCCAUCCUGCACCACUUCCGUUCCCUAUCGCCCCAUCUGCCGUCCCAUCUGCUCUGGACCCAUCACCUACAGGCAGCCCUAUGUGACAUCCAUCUCCUAUCGCCCCUCCUGCUAUCGCCCAUGCUACUCCAUCGUGCGCCACCCAACACGUAUUACUUCUAUCUGUUACCGUCCUGUCUGCUCCCGCCUGGUCAGUACUGACAUCUGUAAACCGGAUUGCAAGGAUACUACUCCCACUCAACCAGAUUGUGGUGAUGCAACGCCUGGCAAGGUGGAAGUCAUUGAUGUCAAUCCCUGCCAGCCUACUGAGCCUAAAGCUCCAAGUCCUCCUGCCUGUGAGGUUACAUCCAACCAACCAGCUACUUCCAAAGGUACUCCCAAGAAAGCCGACAAAUGA